AUGGCAGUCUCAGUUGGUGUUCCAUCCAUCUCCCAGGUUUGUGUUGUCUUUUUUAAUGCAUUGUUUUAGAUUAUCGUCGAUUGGAACAUUUUUUGUCGAAUAUUCAUGUUUCAUCUCAUAGUACCCCUCCGAUCUCGAGAGAUUUCUGUCAUUUUACCAAUCAAAUUUCCAGCUUUUUCUUGCUCCCGUGUAAGCUAAUAAUUUGCAAAAUUAAUAGGUAAUUUCUAGUUGCACAAAUUCAGUCCAUCGCUCUUGGCUUAUCUGAAAUACACCAGGCGGGUUCAGAUGUUUUUUUUUUUAUAUACAGAACAAUGUAUUUAGAUGCUCUAAAGAAAAUAAAUGCCGCUCGUUGGUGAGCUAGUCCGUAACAAUAUUAAUCAAGGCAGGCAGGAAGAUGCGAAGAUGUUACCUUGCCCAUUUAAUUGUGAAAUUUCUAAAGCAAAUUCGGCGCGUAAAUUACAAUUUUUUUUUAUAUUUAGUGAAAUUCUCGCGACUGCUGUAGUUUUGUUUGAAAUUGACUCUGUUUCCAGCGUGUUUCUUUCGUGACAUUUCCUUAUCAGUGCAUUGUAAACAUAGAUUGAAUUUUUGAAAAAUCUAAUCUUUAUAGUAAUAACGUGCUCUUCAUAUGUUCUUCCUUGAUAAUGGCCUGUUACAUUCACAGCUGUCAGCGGGACAUGCGACUGUCUAUGAGAAUUUUUUCAGACAGGUAUGUUUUAGUUAAGUUUUAAAAAUGUUAGCAUCAUAUAAUUCGAAACAGAAACAGUUACUUAAUGAGUUGUUACUUACAUUUUUGAUAGCACCAGUAUUAACAAGUAAAAGAAAUGCGAGCUUGCGGUUCAUUUCUUGUCUAAAAUUCGGGCUCGACAUUUGUUACAUUAUAUUUGAGAGUUAUACUGAAAGUGAGCAUUUACUAGAUGACGACAGAAGAUCGAUUUAAUUAUAGACAGUUUUGAAUAAUUAUGGAAUUACCGACUCGUGCGCUGAAUAACAAAUACCUGGAAAAAAAUCAGAAUUCAUUUGCAUGGAGCAUUGCCCGAGGAACCAGGAUAAUUUUUGCUAUGCAAAGACCAUAUGUAUUGAGACUAUUUAAAAGCCAACAUAUGCAUAUUAGAGAGAAAUGAAUAAUCACAAAACUGUUCAUAAAAAUAGAAAAUUAUUUUGUCUUGCUAUUGUUUUACUCAAGGAGGUAAGUUUCUAAAGAAACUGUGGUGCAGCAUCAAUGGGUGAUAUUUCAAGACAAUUUGGUUUCAUCAGCUGAGUUGAUAAUAGGAACUGUAUGUUAACCCUUUAACUCCCAGAUCAAAUUUGUCAUUCUCCUUCCUGUUUACCAUAUAAUUUUUAUUAUGUUAGUUCAGAGAAUUUAGUAUUGGAUCAACUUAUUAUCCCCAAAUUAAUAUUUUUCUUUAUUCUCAUCUCUUAUCUGGUUGAUAUUGUAUUGAUAUUGUAAGGAGAAAUUCUGUCUUGGUCACUCAUGGGAGUUAAAGGGUUGACAAGACUACCUAAAUGCUCAGCCAGAAUUGUACUCGAUAAUUACUUUUUUUCUGUAUGUGUCUUAAAUUAUUUUAACAGGCAGAUGUGUCUAACACUGGUCAAAUUGGAGCAUCUGAUGCUGCAGCCUUCCUUAAAAAGUCUGGUUUAAAAGAGGGAAUUCUUCACCAGGUAAGCAUAACAGUUUUCCAUUGUUAACUGUUUUAUGUAGUGGAGGCAGCUUUUAUAGUACAUCUUCUGUAAAUAAUAAUUAUAUGUUACCAAAAUGGCAUGAGGAGUUUUUUAAAGAAGAUACUUCGUGUUUUAUUGCAAAUGAGAUGAUUAAGCUUAGAGUAAUAAUAACUGACCAAGAGUAUUGAUCAGUUGGUAUGAACUUAGUUUGAAUAUUAUGAUAAUCAGAAUUUUACUAACAGAGAAGGGAGUGAACCCAAUCAGCUUCACCAGAGCCCCAUUAGCCAACAGAUUUCCUGGUUGAUCAUAAUAAGCCUUUAUGGCAACUGUGUGAACUUUUGUAGAUUUGUUUUUUUAUCAGGCGUCCCCAUGUUUUGCAAUUCCAUACUUUGCCUGUUUCCACCUCCCUUAACAUGGACUGAGGGUUGGACUUGGGAAGUAUAUGAUACAUGUGUCUGAGAAGAUGUUCAAUGUUAACUGCAUCCAUUCAUUUUUUACAGAUUUGGGAGCUAUCUGAUCCACAAGGAACUGGAUUUCUUGAUAAACAUGUAACAAUAUAUGGAAUUACUUUUAAUUAUAAAUUUAGCACUAGUAAAUUGUUCUCUUCUUCUUUAUCAAAUCUUUUAAUACAUUUCAGAGAUGUUCUUAUCAGUAAACUGCUUAUAAUCAAUUUUACAGAGAUUUUUCUUGGCACUGAGAUUGAUUGCCCUAGCACAGAAUGGUAAAGAUGUCUCACUGUCAAAUCUGAUGUUGCUAGUUCCAGCACCAAAAGUAGUGAGUAUAUAAUGCUUAUCAAAUGCUGCUGCAAUUUUUACAAAUACAUUUGGGAUUUUUUUCAGAUUUUUCUGUUUCCCUGCUUUCAAAGGUUUAAGUUUGAAGAUUAUGUUCAGUUUAACACUCUUGGACUUUGGCUAAGCAGUACUGUAUAUUCAAAAUUCAGUGUUGUAGUUGGUGUAAAGAAAUGCUGUACAUGUACCUAUUGUGUUUUUUUUUUGUACACACUCAGUAAUCAAACUUUUGAAUAAGUUACCACCUGUAAAUAUAAUUUUUUCUUUCUAUUGAUUGUUUCCUGUUCCUUAACCCCUUACACCCUAGAAUCAGUAUCCAUAUUCAAAUUUUUUUUUUCAGGGUGAUGUGAUGCUUCCAGCUGUACCCCCUCCACAGGAAAGUACACUAUGGGCUGUAAAACCAGCAGAAAAAGCUAAAUAUGACAACAUUUUUGAAGUAAGUCAACCUAAGUAGAAGUAGAAUCUAUGAUCUUGAAAAAAUGUGGUAUUAAUUUAUUGUUUCAAUUUAAUAUGCCAAUAACUUUCCACCUUCAAUAAUUUGCAAAAACACUUUUUCUUAAUUUAAGGGGCUACAACCAGUCAAUGGUCUUCUUCCAGGAGAAAAAGUGAAACCUGUAAGUUAUGAGUUUAUUGAUUAGUGAAUUUUAUAUACAGCCCUGUUAUAAGCAGCUAAAUAGUAACAAGUCUUUUUGAAAGUGAUUUGAAUAUUUAUUUUUUUUGCAGAAAAACUUUUUUUAGUUCAAUCACUUGAAUAAUGUUUUUUUCCAUCUUGUAGUUAGCUACCUCAAAUGGUUAUGGUAUUUCUGUUCUUUAUAUUGUCUCUAUAUUGCCUUAUACUGUAAAGCAGAUGAUGAUAUGUCUCUAACACUGACCUUUUUUUUCAGGUUCUUUUAAACUCAAAGCUUCCUAUUGAUGUGCUUGGUCGUGUGUGGGAGCUUGCUGAUAUUGACAAAGAUGGAAUGUUAGACAGUGAUGAAUUUGCAGUGGUAAGAAAAAUAUGAUUCAUUAUUUAUCAAGAUAAAUGGCACAUUUAAGCCAAGUUUAAAUCAAAUUAAGGUUCAAACUCAAUUUCUUUCAAGAGUCACUCAGAUUUCUUUUGUUUCCAUCAUUGAUUCUGUCACUGUGAGAGUGUGAAAGGAGGUAACUUAGUUACUUGUGAAAAUACUGUAGUUAUUUUUAAGAAGUUCAUGGCAGAGUGCUGACUUGUUAUUUUAUUGUAGGCAAUGCAUCUUGUGUACCGUGCAUUAGAAGGAGAUCCAGUCCCCCUAACGCUUCACGGCAAGCUUAUACCUCCUUCAAAAAGGAAAUUAAAAUUGUCUUCAUCAGCUCCUUCCUCACCAUCUCCAAAGGGACUUACUCCACCAUCAGUCAGCAGUUCUGUUCUCUCCACAGGCACAGUGAGUUUUAUUCUGAAUCAGUGAAACAUUAUUCAACUUUUGGGUCCAGAAAAUAUCCAUGCCCUCCCUUCCCCUUUAAGGAUUGGUCAACCCUUCCUACCCCUGUGAGGAUUGGUCACUUGAAAUUCCACAUGGAAGAUGAUGGGGUAUCAACUGCCUAAAUAUUCCAGAAAAAGAAUAACCAAACUGAAAUUUCUCAAUUUGUGGAUGGCUGAAAACCAUCUCCUUUAUGAUAGGAACAUCAAAUUCUAUUUUCUAAAAAAUCCAAUAUUGUUGCUGUACAAGUAUGUAGGACAAGGUUGCAACUGUAUUUAGCACAUCAAAAACAAGGGUUUAAACUUUCCAAACAGCCAGAAAAUAGAAUGAUAUAUGUUAUUGUAGAACUACAUGUAGAAAGCAUGUGAACCUGGUUGUCUGAAAUUAUCUGUAAACAGAAAAUUCAGUGUUUAAUCUCCUGCCAGAUGUCUAUUAAGUUUUUAGUGUAUUCUGCAAGGUCAAACUGUGAGGUCAAACAAGGUGAAACUAUCUUUCUGACCAGUUAGGUGUAUUUUGAUAAAACCAAGCACAGCCUUGUCUCUCGUGUUUUCUCACUCUUCUAGCAUUUUGCUUGUUUUUGCUUUAAGAAUUACUUUUUAGUAAUUCCAAACAAAUUAUUACUUGCUAUCUCAGACUACUCAGGAAACCCCAUGGGUUGUUACAAGUGCUGACAAGUUGCGUUAUGAUGCCAUGUUCAAACAAGCUGAUAAGGAUGCUGAUGGACUUGUUUCUGGUAUUUUUAAAUUCAGUGAUGUUCCUAAUUGUUAAAUUGUCAUCUGCAGUCCAGUAAUAUUGUUGUUCAAGGUGUACACUUUUGAAUUUUUUCCCCUUACAUGAAGAAGAAAAUGUGUGAACUUCCACAUCUUUAACAGUUAUAGAGACUCACUUGUUGAGAUAUGGAAAUGUUGAUUUGGUACUUUGGCAGUGCCAUUUUGAAACAGGAAACUUUUAUUUUCCAAAACAAUGCGGAACAAAGCAAGCUGAAUGCAUUGAAUGAGACUCACUCUUUAAUACGCGCUUUUUUCCUUGAACGAAACACAAAAAAUGCAUGAAGUUUAUGUGUAUAUGUGGGCCAUCUACCUCUGGGCUGUACUGUAGGUGUUAUUGGAUUAUUUUCACAUACAGCGGAGUUGUAGACUAAAUCAUACAAAUUAUGUAACUUAUUCCGUCUGGUUUUUUUUUUCAUUUUGUAGGAGAAGAAGUGAAGAGUAUCUUCAUGGCAUCUGGGUUGCCGCAACAAGUUCUUGCUCACAUAUGGUUAGAAAUACUUUUACAUGAUGCCACAUACCAUGCAUUACAUAAUCAUUUUAUUUAUGCUAGUGCUAGUUUGAAAUAACCAUAACUCUAGUGUUAAAAAUUCUUCUAAAAAAGGGCUGACUGACUUGAAUAUGGCGUCAUGAUACAUAUAAGUGUGUAGUUUCUGCAAAUGAUUUGCUGCUCUGAAGAUGAUAUUUUGGCGGUGGCUGUUUUGGAUCACUCCAUUUCAAUUCAGUGUCAGAAGAGUUUAUGUUUGCUGUGUGCAACUAUAUGCAAUAAUGGAACAUUUUAUAUUUUUACCAUACAUAGUGUUGAGUCACAACUGGUAUAACUCAACACAAACUUGCCUAAUGUUAUUUUACUUUUCUUUAAGGGGACUGUGUGACACAACAGGCCAAGGACGCCUAAACUCUGAGCAGUUUGCCCUUGCCAUGUAUCUUAUACAUCAGAAGGUUAUGGGUGUAGAUCCACCACAAGCCUUGCAGCCAGAGAUGGUUCCACCCUCCAUGAGGAGUGGAAGUGCUGGCAGCCCUGCUGGGGGAGAGGAAAGAGUAAGAUUCAGUUUCUUAUAGAUUAUACUUAUUAGGGAUGGCUUAGUGGAUUUACCAUCAAUAAUAUUUUUUCUUGUUUCCUAACUGAUUCAAAUGUAAUGUUAUGGCUAGUUGCCUGAAAAGUUUAAUCUCACAUAUACAACAGAUUUUCAGACAUGUUUUGGAAGUUUGAUUUAUUUACUUUACCACCAACUCAUCAUGUGACAAUUUAUUUUUAUAUAAGGAGAAAGGAUUUCAUAGGAUUUGAGUAUUGGAGAGUUUUUUUCUCUUUUGUUCUUCAGGAGGGGGGAGGUGCUGGAUCUGUCAUUUCAACACUGAGUGAUUUUUCAGCCAUCAAAGAGCUGGACAAAAUAACCAAAGAAAUUGAAGACCUUGGGAGGUUAGUGUAAUACCAUUAAUAUUGAAUUAAAAUUUUAUUUAGAUGGUAACUACAAUUUGUCAUUUAAUAAUGGACUAAGGAAUUUGCCAUGAUGUGUUUAGAUUUUUCUGUUGUUAUAUAAGGUAUUUCUUCACCUGAUUUAGCUGUUUUUUUUUUUUUUUUUUACUUUUAAUGAGAAGGAAAUAUCUUCAGAAGGCCCCCUUGACAUAUACAUUUCAAAAUAAAAAUUCACUCAACCUUCUUUAAGUGUCCCAAAAUGCUUUAUACUAUACAUCUUUAAUUUUGUUCCAUUAUCCUUUUAGCUUUGUGAAUACAUAUUUCAUAUACAUAUUUCAUAUACUUUGUUAUAAUUUUUUUACGUAGAGAAAAAGCCAGCUUGCAGCAUGAGAUUGAAGAGAAAGAAGAAAUGAUCAGACAAAGAAAUGGAGAAAUACAGGUAAAUUGUCAUGUUAUCAGUGUCUUAUAUGAAACUUGUUAUUUGUCCAACAUCAUUAUGGCUAUCUUACUCUUUGUUUACAGAAUCUACAGAGUGAACUUGAAAAAACUAAACUGAAAUAUCAAGAAUUAGAGAGACAAAAAGCAGAUUCACAAGGCAAACUUGAUGACUUAGACAAAGAGGUGAGACAUGUCUGUACAGCUCUCACUCUUCUACUUUCUGGCAUUCAUCUUAACUGUGAUAUUUAUAAACAGUUUUCCUUAUCAGGCUUUGUGAUAAGGUAUCUCUCUAUUUCUCUUCACUAUGCCAGAGUUGCAAGACAAAUUCUGUUCUAAACUUUGUCUUUAACCCUUAAACUCCCAAGAUCUGAUUUUUAAUUCUCUCCUUAGCUGCUACCCAUUUCCUUGUAAAUUGGUUUUGAGAAUUUGGUGUUAGAUUAAGAUGACAACUUCUACCUGAUACAUUUGAGUAUUCUCAUUACCUGUUUGCUGGAUAGUGCAUAGAUAUUGUAGGGAGAAGUUACUUUUUAAUCACCUCUUGGAGUUAAAGGGUUUAUUUGAUGUUUUUUAUUCUUGCUCAAUCCAAGGUAUUGCAAAGGCGUGUCAGGGGAGGAUCAGGGUAUAUCUAGCCUCCUCUUUGCAGAGAUAAAGGAAUAUUAUAUGAUAACAAAGCAAUUAGACAGUCUAAUAGCAUCCUUGUGCCAAUAAGAAGCUAGUGCAGAAUUUCUUGAGGGGAAAUUAUGUCUGUCAUUGUGUUUCUGUGCAGAGCAUUUUCCUGCUGUCCUUAGUCACACAAUAACUGCUUUGCCUGCCUGAUUGUCACUAGUGUUGUUUAUUUUCCUUUCUUUUCCAGAAAGCCAAAUUGGAAGAAAUGUUGAAAGAUGCAAAGCAGAAAUGCGAGGAAGAAACAAAAACGGUUAGAGUAGUUCAAAACAGUAAAUACUAAUUGGACAUCUGUUUCUGCAGUGCAUGAAUAAUUACUAACAUUGGGAAUUAAUGUAAAAAUGAAAGGAAAAUAUGAUUUUUGCGAAUCUCUUUUCCAGAUAAACAGUUUGCAGGCGCAGAUCGCAUCUUCGAGAAAAUCAGCCCUGGUAUGUGAAUCUCUUUUAUUUCUACACCUUUUACCAAACAGUAGAAAAAAAAAUUCAUUCAGUUAAGGAAGCAUGCCCCUCUCUAACAAAGACUAUGGGGAUCGAAGGUUUUGUAUUAUUCCCCCUUUCCCCGUCCGUGAAUCCAUGUAUAAUCUUACGUGCUAAUAAGAUGCUUGUGAAGGAUCCCAACCCCACCCCUGUCUAUAAAACCCUCCCUACUCCUACUACCUAAAUGUUGGUUUUGGUGUGAGGAAGAAAGUACAUCUUAUUUUUCACUUUCUGUUUUUUCUUUUUUUACUUGUAAAAGCUUGAACUGCUGAUCCAUAAGAAACCAUGAACUAGAUAGUUUUGUGAGAUGUUAUCUACAAUUUUUGAUUAAUCAUCCCUUUUACAGCAACAAGAAGAAGAACUUAGCGACGCGAGAGAUGAAUUGAACAGAAUUAGAGAAGACGAAACCAAGCUAGAACGAGAGGUGAUCAGAGGAUUACUUCUUUUUCUGUCAUUUAAGGUUGGAAAUUUCGUUUCAACGGUGAAUUUUACGUCUACAGAUCGAGUCCAGUAAAGAACACCUAGAGACAGUCCAGAAACAAAUCAAAGCUGUUCAAACAGAAAUUUCGCAGGUAAGUAGAAUGAAAUCUUUGAGCAAGGAAAGUCCAGGUUAUAGACAUCAUUCACCUCUUUUCUCUCUCCUGAACAACAAUUUCGGAACCAAUAUUUCAUGCAUUCAAGCGAGCUCCCACUCAUAUCGCAAGUCUCUUUCACUUCAUGAGUUUAGAAAGGAUAUCAAUUACGAAUAUUUCUUUUCUAGGUCAGAUCAAAGGUUUCAACACUUGAAGAAACAAACAGUAGCCUAAACGCCAAUAUCGCACAUUACAAUUCGUUGAUGAACUCCAAUAGUUUGUCCAGUGGUCCAGCGUCCAUUCCGGAUUUUGCACCUCUGACAGAUGCGUUUGACAUGACGCCGACUCCUUCAGAAGCCGAUGCCAUGAGUGUCAGGGCGACGGUAAGUAUGGUAGUGAAAGCAAACGCGAUUAAAAAAAAAACAAAAAUACGUCCUCAAUGUUUUCACUUGACUAGUCGCCCAAGGCAAGACUUUGACGGUGAUUGGAAACAGUGUACUGAUUUUUAACUGGUACUCUGUGGGUGUAAAACCAGAUAAAAGAUGGCAGCCACUCUCAAGAUUGUCAAAUAUCAAAAUUGAAGAAUAGUUUAAGAGAUGUCGUGGUAAAUGUUAAAAAACAAAUAACACCAUGGGGAAGUACGGCUGCCGAAGAGGGUCUUUUGAAUGGUCACAGCACAGGACGUCGUUAACCCUUUAACUCUCAGAAGUGAUUAACAUGUUAAUUAUCCCUAUAAUAUCUAUUCAUUAACCAGCAAACAGGUGAUGAGAAUACUAAAACUCAUCAGGUAGAAGUUGUUGUCUUGAUCUAAUGCCAAAUUCUUGUAAGUAAUUUACAAGGAAAUGUCUAGCAACAAGACCAGAAAAUUGACAAUCAGAGCUUGGGAGUUUAAGGGUCAACAAGGUCAAACCUUAGCACGAUGAGAUGCAUCUCCAUAACUGGCUUCUUGAAAUUAAAAGGUGGAAGUUUCUUUUUUCGUUUAGGCCGGUAGCAGUCCCGUGAGCAGCAUAAGUGGCUUUAGUGUUGGAUCUGGUCGAGUAGAUGAAGCUGUAGAUGAUUUUAAGGUUGGUUACUUGUUUGAAAUUUAAGGAGUUUACCACAGAACUAUGUUUCUCUAAACUCUUUGUUUUCAUCGUCGAAUAUUCAAACUUGAAUCAACUUUCUAACUUCUUGGUUUCAGGAUACAGAUCCCUUCAAGAGCAAAGAAAAUUUAUUUAGUUCUUCGGAAACGGGUAAGCAGUAAUUUUGUCACAUUUUCCAUUGUGAAGUCUUCAUUUCGAUUUCUUUACCUCUUUUUUUUUUGUAGUUAAUAUUGCCAGGUGUUUUUAGACCAGGAUACAGGGAAUAUUUGGUAUUAAGUCUCUGCCCUACCAGUAAAUUUAAGAGUUUGACAUGGUAUAGUUAGAGUGAGAUUAAAUGAAAAGUUACCACAUCGACCUAGCAGAACAUAGGUAUACAACUCAAAGAACCAAUGAGAAAUUCAAGGUAGUUGCAUGUGACCGGCCUCAAGCGCGGGAAACAGGAAAGACCAAGUUACGAUUAGUUGUAUCUGAUUGGUUGAUAAAGAAGCACGAGUUUUCUGAACCAAUCACAGAGCGACACUAAAUCAAAUAUUGCUUUUGCUUAUAUUCUCUUUCAGAAUCUAACGAUCCUUUCCACGUAGACGAUCCUUUUAAAACAGACCCAUUUCAUUACAAGAGCGUCUCGUUCGCGGACCCUUUCCCAGGCGAUCCGUUUGAGGUAAGACUACUUUGACGUAUACACCACCCCUGUGAUUAUUACACCGUCAGUUUUACAUGUUUCAUACUUAGAACACUGAGGCGCGUCAUGACUGGCAUUCACGUUCUUCCCAGGGCGAAGAUUUGUUCAAAGGUGAUCCUUUUAAAAGUGACCUUCCAGCCAAUGCAGGAGCUAAUGGUUCUGGGGCAGGAAUAAGCAAUGGUGAGUUGGCAACAGAUUCUCCUAACUUUACAUCUGUUGGGGUAAAAUUUUUAUGAUAUUGAAGAACAAUCUUUUUAAAAAUUUUUUUUUUUCAAGCUUGUGAAGAAGAUUUUCCCAAUUUCUGUCACUAACGGACACGUGUGUAUCAUCUGUAUCAUCACACUUUGUCGCUUCGCAAAAGGCACAACAACUCAGUUCUUUUCUGUUAACACAGAAAUCCAGAGGGUGAAAGACUUCAGGCCCCUGUUUUUCGAAGGGUAGAUAACACAAUCUAUCCAUUGGAUAGUGCAGUACGUUUUGUUAACAUUUACCCUCUGGAUAGUGAUUUAUCCGCUGAAUAGCGUUAUCCGCCCUUUGUUCAACUGGUUCCUCUGGUGGUUUGCCGUAAGAUUACUAGAUUCAUCCGCUUCUUUAGCAAAGUGAGAGAAAUGUUGUCACAAUUGUUUACUGAAAGUGCUCUGACAGUCCAUCCUGAAUUAACUAAUUAUUAUUAUUAUUUUACUUUUUGAAGGUUUAUCGUCUUCACCAGCAAAAUCAGAUCCUUUUGCUAUGGAUCCCUUCCAGAGCACAUUUCCAAGCAGCAAAGUAAGUUGUAAUGUCUUCCCUCUUAAUAUUUGUUAAGGUCAGAUAUUCUACAAAUGAAUCACAAGUAACUCAUCUACGAAUUAAACCCCUUCCCACCCCCUCGCCCCCCCCCCAGGAAAAUUCUACCUACUCCCCUAAAGAAGUUUCUUAGAAUGAGCUGUGCUGUGGACUGAGAACAGUUCAGAGCCCCAGUGUAAUAUCAAAAUUUUAUUGUAUCAUGUUUUCCUUAUCAUUUCAGAGUCCGGCAGAUAACUUUUUCAGCUCGGAUCCGUUUAAACCAUCUGGGAGUGGUUCAGAUACUAAGAAAAGCACAAAUAACUCACAGGAUAAAGAUUCUCUCUCUUCUGUCAAAGAUCCUUUCAGCAAUCCCUUUGGUCCUGAUCCAUUUGGUCAGUUUAUUUAUUACUUCUUCUGUCUCUUUCUCUCUCUCUUAUUUAAAUGAUAUACUUAUGUAUGUUUUGUUAGAAAACUUUGAUCAUUUGCUAAGUUCUAAUUACCCGCCUUUUUUCUUAUGUAUUUUAAAAUAUCUUCAGGAGAAAAUAAAUGUGGUGCUUCAAUUGUUUAUCUCGGUUUAAGUAACGUAUCUUUUUUUUGUUUACUUUAUUCUAGGUUCCUGAUGAAACUCGACCUUUCCCGAUUAAACAUGCCGAAUUGUCUGAAUGUCUUCAAAAGUGUCGGCAAGAACAAGAUUAUGGCUCUUGUAGUCUGCGGCCUCAAAAACUUUGUUCAAAGUUAACGAAAACUAAGCAACGACUGUAUUGAGAGUCGAUGGGAAAAAUAGCAGUUUCGGUCAAAAUUUAAUUUUGGAGAAUUAGCUGAGCCCGCGAUCAUCUGAGCAAGUUUUGUUAAGUGACUUUUUGAUCAAUUUAGAUAUCUGGUACGUUACUAACGUAACAGCGUUCGGCGUGCUGAUGAGCCUUUACUGAUAAGUAAGAACACUUGAUUUCAAAAUGAAAUAGAUGCGUGAAAAAUUGUGGUGUUUUCGAGAGGGGUUCGUCUUCGCAGAUUAAAGUGUCCGUUUGUGCGGUCUUUACUACGGGUUCAAUUACGGUUGCUGGGGCGAAUCAAAUGACCGAAAACAGUGAUGGCGGGCUCAGACAAUACUAUUGGUAAGGAAAGAAAGCAGAAUAUGAAGCUCGUAAAGUUCGCUCGCUAUCCUUUCACAUAAACCUAUGCAAAGCACAUUUUGAGUGACUGUUGUAAAAACAAUAACUGAGUAUUUACAACAGCCAGUCAGAACAAAGGUAGUUAUUCCAAGCAGUGAGCGAGAGUACAAAGUACAAAUGGCACACUACUUGUAAGACCAGAAAAAGCAGAUGACUAAGUCGCGUUUUGUUUGAAUUGGGCAUCACAUUUCCUGAAAGGAUGACUCGAGUUUCUCGUACCAAUUACAGAACGAAGUCAGAGCGAGGUGUGAACCAUAACCGUUGAAAUGUCGGCUUUCUUUCGAAAAUUGCUCUGGAUUGGCCGACCCUGCUUACCUUUAUGUAAAGGAAUAGAGUUUGCUAUGAGUUCCUUUUGUGAACAAAGUAUGUUUUCAUUUCGUAUUCAAGGAGUUUCCCCUUCACUCUCAGAAAAAAUUAACAUGUAACCUCUUCCUAUAAUAUCUAUACAUUACCCAUCAAAGGUAAUAUGAAUACUCGAAGUUAUCAGGUAGAAGUUGUUAUCUUGAUUUAACACCAAAUUCUUGUAACUAAUCGAAAGGAACUGUUAAGCAGUUAAAGAAGAGAAUUAACAAUUAGAACUUGAGAGUUUAUGGAUUGAGGUUGCAUCGCGUUACUAUUUUUGGAUUUUUUUAGCUGACUCAACUUCUUUGUCAAGUGAUUGGUCCAAGGACGAGUUGUUGACAAAAGCUCAUUUGAUAUGUCGGGAACGUAUAAUGUAUUUAAUCACUGAAUUAUUUUAUUUUUAAUCCACAGCAAUAAACACAUGCUAAGAACUAGGAAUUUUAUUGAACACACCACAGAUGCAACUGAUUCUUGCCUUGAAGUCUUAACAUUGCUUGACGUCACUGCUGACCUCAGUGAAUGAAGUAAAAUGUGAGAUAAACUUGAACUAUAGUCACAAAUGAGUCCAUCUUGUUUGAAAUAAAACGUGACGUGACAGUAUUACGUUGGAUCCUUUUGCAACACAACGAAAGGUAGAGCAAUCUUUAAGGCGGAAAUUAAGAAACGUGUGGCAGGCUUUCGAUAAAGCGUAUUCCAGUAAGAUAGCUUGUGCUUAAGUUGCGUAACAUAAAAGCAUUCCAAGUUGU
Molecule: messenger RNA, 12993 nt
Organism: Pocillopora meandrina
Lineage: Eukaryota; Metazoa; Cnidaria; Anthozoa; Scleractinia; Pocilloporidae
Source: the annotation of a GenBank genome assembly